Messenger RNA from Poecilia latipinna (sailfin molly), 1867 nucleotides. RefSeq lists its product as uncharacterized. The transcript is spliced from 7 exons. Bases 396 to 1178 code for a protein of 260 amino acids. The record is from RefSeq and is a predicted model, not a curated record. NCBI's taxonomy places the organism in Eukaryota, Metazoa, Chordata, Actinopteri, Cyprinodontiformes, Poeciliidae.
UGUGUUUUUACGCAGCCGGUGGCUGCAUUUAGCGUAAUGUUUUCUGUUUCUUCACAGCCUCAUUUGUCGUAUUUUUAAAUAAGAUGUCUUGUAAAUGUAAAAGGAGACGUCUUUUAAAUGUAAAAAGGAGAUCCUAGGAAGAUGUGAGGAGGCGUUGCUAAGAUACAAGACCGGGAGGGUUCUUAUUGGUUCCAUCACUCGGAAGUGCUAUGGGUCGUAUUGUUGUUUUCUUUGUGCCUCAUGUUAAUUUGUGUCCCAACAGAAGAAAGAAAGGGAGCAGAAAAGGAAGCUGCAGCACUUUUUGAAUGACUUGGCUUUACUCGGAUCGUUACAGGGAUUUAAAUACUUCCAGCCCUGGCUAAGAGGAAAAGAAGAGCUGCUGCUGACUGUAGUCAAUGAGGAUCUGUUUUGUCUCUCUCCGGUCCAACUUUGCCCAGGGUUGGCGCUCCCCAGGUUUUUUGGUUUCCAGGGCGUCGUCGUACUCCUCCUCCAGCAGCAGCUGCUUGUCACCCAGCAGCAGCUCUCCUAGCCUGGGCAGCAGGAGCAGCUCCCCCCUGCCCGGGGAGCCUCGGGGCCCGCCAGACGUCCAGGCGACUUACUCUCACUCCAGGACGCCGACGCAAACCGACAGGGAACCGAACGGUGAGGAGCAUCUUCUCCCAGCCUCUCCCAGUGAGGGAGAGAUUGCCGUACCAGAGGUGAACUGCACUCUGUUUCUCCUGGCCGGCUACGUCAAGUACGGACGCCCGUACGCGUGGAUACGCUCCAAUCACGAGCGGCUGGUCAGCAUCGGUGGCAUGGAUUCAAUGGUCAAGGACACGCCCAUGAAGCUGAAGUCCAUCACAGACUGGCAGACGAGAGGUAUUCGUGUCUGGGACAUUGUGAGUGAGCUGGUGUGCCUGUGCACCGUUCCCUCUCCCACCAACCCCUUAACCCUCGACAUGCGUUACAUCAAAACCCUUCCCCUGCACGACCGCUUCCUAGUCACAGGAGCCCUCCUCAGCUUCCUGGAGACCUAUCUGAUUUACGGGAAUCGGGACGAGCUGCACUAUGACAAAGUGGUAGAGGAAGUGAAACCCCUAAGGCGCCUGCAUUUCCAGGCCCUGCUGGAGCUACAGCGACUCAGAGAGAGCCCGGAAAAGCCCACUGGCUCCACAAGGCUGGACUCUUCAAGAUGAAAUCUUGAAGAGUGGCUUUUAUUGAGUGAUAUUUAGGUAUUGCACCGACGGCAGUUUACCGGUCGAUCGCCGGUUACCGAUCUUUAAAAAGCCUGACUUGCUGAUUCCGAUUUUGUCCGAUACCAGGUUUGUUUGUUUUUUUUGUCUGAAAUUUGACUAUUGCUAACUGCAAACAUGCAGACAGGACCUGGUGGGUUGGUUUAUCAGUCAAACCUCUCUAACAGCAGAGCAGAAGUGGACAGCGGUUUGUUUUUAGACCUUUGUUGAGGUAGAUAAGAUCAGUUUCACAUUUAAGUAUCGGCUGAUCACCAAUCUCCCAAACUGCAAGGAAAUCAGUACCAAUAAAUCAGUGCACUCAUAGUAAUAUUCAAUUUUUUUGGAUUCGAUGUUCUCAAUUCCUUAAUAGCUUAAACUAGAAUUUGCCAGGUUACUCAUAUCAAGCUAUACCAGAUUUUAAACGUUAUGGUUCCAAAACUGCAAGCAUUUUCUAUCUUCUCCGGCUGUAUAAUAGCCAUGGUGUAUCAUGAUUUUUAAGAUAACAUUUUUGAACUGCAGUUGGCUAGUUACCUGAGCAGAUAGCCUGACUAACCAGUUUGUCAUAUUAUGUCACCAUGAACAAUUAGUGUACGCUUAUUCUGUCUUAUCACUCAGAUUUGUUGUAAUAAAUGUUGAAAAUGAUGGCUUCCUUA